AUGAACAACGACUUCUUCCGCAAGCUGGUGCAGGACACGCCGGCUCGCCAAAACGAUGCAUCUCCAACGGAGAGGCCAAAGGCAGGUCCAGUCUCUGCACUCGGCGCAAAGAAGAGCAGUCUGUUCGGUGGAAUGACACCACGGCCAGGCAAGGCCCCAAGCAGCGACGAGUUCGCGAAGCAGAUGCGCGAGCGCCACGCAUCUCUACAGCCGACGAAAACGAAGAAAUUCAGAACGUCGGCUCCAAAAGGCAGCAAGAUUGCAGAUGGCUACGUCGAUCGCGCAAAAGCUAGGCAGGAGGCUCAGGACGAAGAAGACGACAAGGCGGAGAGGAUAAAAGCGCUGGAGGAGCAGGUCAGGCUGGGUCAGCUUCCGUACGAGACGUUCGAGGCGUUGCGCGACAAGAUUGUGGGAGGUGAUGUCUCCUCUACUCAUUUGGUAAAAGGUCUGGACUUUAAGCUACUUGAGCGCGUGCGAAGAGGAGAGAAUGUGCUGGACACCGAUGCUAGCAAAGAGGAGGCGGAGGAGGAGGAAGCGACGGUAGAUGUAGAUGAGGAGCUUGAGAAGUUGCAGGCACAGAAGAUCGAGACCGCGAAGCGUGAGAAGACCGAGAAGAAAGGAAUCAUGGCUCCACCUCCAGUCGUGGGUGUUAAGCGCAGUAGGGACGAGAUCAUGGCAGAGCUGAAAGCGCAGCGUAAAGCAGCGGCGGAAGCGAAAGCUGCUGCUGCACCGACGUUUGACGAUGGGCGUUGGAAGAAGAUUGGCCAGCCGGAGAAGCCAAAGAUUGAACUCGACCACAAAGGUCGGGAGGUCAUUACUACUGUGGAUAAAGACGGUAAGGUGAAGAAGAAAGUACGCAAGGUUGCGGUGGAGAGCAAUGCAGCCGUGCAAUCGAUGGGGAGUAUGCCGCAUGCAAGUAAGGCUGUUCUCGGCGCGGACUUUGCUCUGCCUCAACUCAAGCCGGAAGAGCCCGCGGAAGAUGACGACGAAGACAUCUUCGCAGGCGCUGGAACAGAAUACAAUCCUCUGGGAGACAUGGACGAUGAUGAUGGCGACACCAAACCUCGAAAUUACUUUGGCGACAAGCCCACCGAGACAGACGAAGCGAAAGAUCGAUUCAAAGGCAUCGAGAACGUGCUCAAGAAGGCGUCACAGCUGGGAGCUUCCGCUGCCGCCACGGACGAAGACGAUGAUCGUGACGAAAGCAAAGAAGAGCGUGAAGCACGCCUUGCGAAGAGGGCGAAGAUGCUCGCGCAGGAAGACCGCGAUCUGGAAGACAUGGAUAUGGGCUUCGGCAGCAGUCGAUUUGAGGACGAGCAAGAAGGAGGCGAGGAGAAGAAAAUGCGCUUGUCUGAAUGGAAGGGCGGAGCUGCUGGAGAGGAAGAUGGAUGGGAGGAGGAUGAGAAAGGUGGAGGCAAGAAGAAGCGUAAGCCGAAGAAGAGGAAGGGCGACGUCGACAAUGCUGCGGACAUCUUCCGAGUUAUUGAAGGGCGGAGGGCAGCUCAGAAAUGA
This is a messenger RNA of Zymoseptoria tritici IPO323, 1512 nucleotides long. RefSeq lists its product as uncharacterized. Bases 1 to 1512 code for a protein of 503 amino acids. The record is from RefSeq and is a predicted model, not a curated record. The transcript is spliced from 2 exons. NCBI's taxonomy places the organism in Eukaryota, Fungi, Ascomycota, Dothideomycetes, Mycosphaerellales, Mycosphaerellaceae. Gene Ontology annotation, biological process: mRNA splicing, via spliceosome. Gene Ontology annotation, cellular component: nucleus.